Nematostella vectensis (starlet sea anemone) is the source of this 1005-nucleotide messenger RNA. RefSeq lists its product as uncharacterized. The transcript has a single exon. Bases 1 to 1005 code for a protein of 334 amino acids. Lineage: Eukaryota; Metazoa; Cnidaria; Anthozoa; Actiniaria; Edwardsiidae. The record is from RefSeq and is a predicted model, not a curated record.
AUGAAGAGACAGGUACCUGGGAUUUUCGGGGCAAACCUACUGUCUCAGGUACCAGAGUUUAAGAAAUUAAUGACAGAAGAUAAGAAAAGGACUGGUUUUGCUAAAGUGGCGGGGUCCUGUAACGUGUGGGUCCCCCCCUUUAGUGAAGCUGAUGUACUAGUGACUGGCCCUCAGUGGGGCUGUAGUGCUGUUGUGGAGCCUUUAUCGGUUCCAAUUUGUGGAAACUUGUCUGUGGCGAGCACUCUUGUAAAUACGUCCAGGGCGUGCUUUGUGGUCAAGGUAGCUGACCAGACCGCAAAAGAUAUCUGGCUCAAACCCAGAACACGUCUUGGAAUUGUGCGGGAAUGUGAUGUGUUGCAACAGGGGGAGCCUUUGUUGUUCUUUCAGGAAAGUAACUCAGUGACGGUCUCUUGUGGCCUCAGUGCAGAUCCUCGGAAGCCACCCAAACGGGAAGCCGAGGACAUGGCGCGUUGGCAGGGGUCGCAAGAGCUCCCAACCGGGAUCACUGUCGUAUGCUUUCCUGGAACAGAGCAGCAGCGGGAGACGGCUCUCCAAAUCAUCAGAAAUUACCGAGAUGUGUUCGCCAAAGACAGUGAUGACAUGGGGUGUACUUCCACCACCUACCAACGUAUCCACACCGAGGACGAUGUACCCGUGAUGGAGCGGCACCGGCGGAUACCCCCAAACCAGUACCAAGAAGUGAAACAGCACCUGCAGGACCUCCUGAGGCGUCAAGUGAUCAAGCCGAAUAAAAGCGAUUAUGCGUCCCCCAUAGUGCUCGUAAGGAAGAAGUCUGGCGCCAUCCGCCUGUGCGUAGACUACAGGAAGCUCAACGGCAAGACGCAGCGCGACGCGUACCCCCUACCGAGAGUCGAGGAAUCCCUGGAUGCACUUCGUGGGGCAAGGUUUUUCUCAACGAUUGACCUUGCCUCCGCCUACAAGUGGGGGUGGACCCCCGAAUGCCUUUCGGCCUCCAGAACGCGCCUGCAACGUUCCAAAGACUGA